Messenger RNA from Lachancea meyersii CBS 8951, 2247 nucleotides. The record is from the annotation of a GenBank genome assembly. NCBI's taxonomy places the organism in Eukaryota, Fungi, Ascomycota, Saccharomycetes, Saccharomycetales, Saccharomycetaceae.
AUGUUCACAGAGUUGCUGUUCUGCAAAUCAAAGGUUUUCGUUCAUUGUAGCUCGAAAGCCGAUGAUAACAUAGCUGGGUUUCUGCUCAUUACGAGGGAUGCGCAGCAGACGGCUCUGGAGGCUACUGUGACAUGGAUUCCAGAAAAAGAGUUAGAAAAGUCACAGAUUAAUGAGCUCAUGAAAGCAGAUUUGCAACGGGCUUCUGGCAGUAGCAAGUCCCGGGUCAAGAAGGAUAUCGUGUCGCAAGCCUUGUACGUUGCGUGGGCAUUUUCAAUCAAAGUGAGCACUAUCUAUUCUAUCCAGUUCAGACCACCAAGUCCGAGUGGCUGGUGGUUUGGGUCCGUUGCUAUUUACUCGAGAAAUCCUCAGGAACAAAACUCCAUUCCAAUUCUGUUCUUUCACGACAACAUCUGUCCAUCGACUCAGGAAAAGCAGAAACAGCUUUCAAAAUCGUUUGAUCCGUUCAGUGGAAGUGACAUUUAUUGGGGUGCCAACGACUUUCGUGAUGCGCUGUUGGAUAUUGCCGAUCUCAAACAAACUUUCGUCGAUCCUACUAUGUGGCUCAUCAAUGCGACGCUGGACGACCUUAGAAACUUUUCAGCGUCGGACUUGAAAGAAAAGACGCAAAACGUAACUGGAAACAAGUCUUCUUUUCAAGGGUCCUCGCUUUGGAGCAAAAUUGACGAGGCUAAAUGGAACGUUUUGUCGAAAUUUGCGGACCUUACCACCAAGUCCACCAAUCGCAUGGCGACCGUGUUCAGCCAACAUCCGUUUGUCAAAUUUGUUGACAAGCAUAACAAUAACCCUUAUGUGAAGCAAAUACUCACCAAUCCUAAGGUCCAGGAAAUUCAAGAUGACUUCGAUUCUGCUAAAAUUUAUCUCGCCAAGUGGGCAUUGGGCGUGAAAGAACAAGCAGAAAAGUAUCAAACGACGAAUGGCUUGGAUGAAACAUAUAGGCGUUUGCUUUUCAAUGAGCUUGGCAAUGACGGCGAGGACGUUCAGUUGACAGACGAAGAACUUAAUGUGGCCAUGCAGCGCUCACAUCCUCUGUCGCGCGCUAAAUGGGACUCUUUCUUCGAUGCAGAGGGUCGACUUUCUAUCACAGUUCAUGAAGUUAAGGAUUACAUAUUUCAUGGUGGGGUGAAAGACAACGAUUUGCGGCGGGAAAUUUGGCUCUAUUUGCUAGAAGUGUUUCCCUGGGAUUCUUCCAUCAAGGAACGACGAGUACUAGAAGAAACUAUGCGCGAUAGCUACCGCAUAAAUUAUAAAUGCAGAUGGGAAUAUCGUGCACCUCAUUCGGACGAAGAGGAGGAAGCGUAUUGGCAUGACCAGGUUUUGCGCGUGGAAAAAGAUGUCAAACGAAACGACAGAGACAUACCGCUCUACAAGUACAACACAGAAAAUGGUAAAGCAGUCGUUGAGCCGGAAGAGUCCCCUUCAAGAGAACUUCAGGACCAUGAAACCUGGACUGUAAAAAAUCCACACCUUCAGAAACUCCGGAGUAUCUUGCUGAGCUACAAUGUUUACAAUAAUGACUUGGGAUACGUGCAAGGAAUGUGCGACUUACUGUCUCCGAUUUACUAUAUUUUGGAAGAUGAAGAGUUGUCUUUUUGGGCAUUUGUGAGUUUCAUGAAUCGCAUGGAGAGAAAUUUCUUGCGCGAUCAAUCGGGUAUUCGCGACCAAAUGUUAACUUUAACGGAUCUCUGCCAAUUAAUGCUACCAAAGAUGAGCGAUCAUUUGGCUAAGUGCGAUUCUUCGAAUUUAUUCUUUUGCUUUAGGAUGUUGAUUGUUUGGUUCAAGAGAGAAUUUGAAUUCGAUGAUGUAUGCAGUAUCUGGGAGGUAUUUUUAACGGACUUCUACUCUUCUCAGUUCCAGCUUUUUUUCAUGCUUGCAAUUUUACAGAAGAAUAGUGUUCCUGUAAUGCAAAAUCUAGAUCAGUUCGAUCAAGUUUUAAAGUUCUUUAAUGAGCUCAAAGGAUCGAUGGACUGGAGCGACCUGAUGAUAAGAAGCGAGCUGCUCUAUGUGAAGUUCAAGAAAAUUAUGGACGUCCUAGAAAGGAGUACAGAACUAAACGAGUACACGCUCUUAUCGACCGAAGGGAAUGUAAUCAAUGAGGCGCCUGCUUCAGAUACGGAGGGCACAUCGAACAAUCGUACCUCCUUGGCCACUGAUAACUUAAAGCAACUGCUGUCUAAGAAAAUAGUAGUGAAAAGGGAGCCUGCAAGAAAAAAGAACUCCGUGAAAUGA